AUGGUAGGCACGCCACUCAAGCGCGUGCUACGGUACCUGCAAGCGACUCCUACACUUGGUAUUCGUUUUAUUGGCGCUGGCAAUGGCAAGUUGGUUGGCUAUUCCGAUGCCGAUUGGGCUGGAGAUAUCGAUACUAGACGAAGCACCAGCGGCUACGUAUUUGUGCUUAACAACGGCUGCAUCAGCUGGCGUAGCAAGAAACAGCGCAGCGUGGCACUCUCGUCUACCGAAGCAGAGUACAUGGCACUGUCGGAGGCGACCCAAGAAGCGACGUGGCUCAAGACGUUCAUGCGUGAUCUCGGCGAAGAAGCAGGCGAUAACGCUUUAACUAUCUAUGAAGACAAUCAAGGUGCUAUUGCGUUGGCCGAGAACCCAGAGUUCCAUAAACGCACCAAGCACAUCGACAUUCGCUACCACUUCGUGCGAGAAAAGGUCGAAAAGAAUCAAGUCGUGCUACAGUACUGUCCGACGCAAGACAUGCUCGCUGACAUCAUGACCAAGGCAAUCGCAGCACCACAGUUUACCAUCCUCCGUACCAAACUCGGCAUCACUGUCGAUGUCGCUACCGAGUCGAGUGGGAGUGUUCUAAAAGAAAUGACUCGGCAUGCAAACGGCAACCACAAUAAUGUACGUGCAGACAAUUAG
This is a messenger RNA of Peronospora matthiolae, 645 nucleotides long. Lineage: Eukaryota; Oomycota; Peronosporomycetes; Peronosporales; Peronosporaceae. The record is from the annotation of a GenBank genome assembly.